AUGGGAAAGUUCUACGGAGAGUACGGAAAGUACGUGCGAGCGCUGAACAUCAUUCUCUGCUGCGCGACUAUGUGGCUGCUUCUGGGCAUAUUCACUAUCGUCGCCGUACACAACAAUAAAGCAAUGGUCCAGGAGAGCAAGGAGCGACAAUUGAGUGUCAGACAGGUACUUUCCGUGGCUACAUUUGUGCCGUUGAUUAUUGACAUAGUAGCCAUCGCUAUGGCGGAGAAGGAAAGGGAUUAG
This is a messenger RNA of Diaporthe citri, 243 nucleotides long. RefSeq lists its product as uncharacterized. The transcript is spliced from 2 exons. NCBI's taxonomy places the organism in Eukaryota, Fungi, Ascomycota, Sordariomycetes, Diaporthales, Diaporthaceae. The coding region runs from base 1 to 243 and encodes 80 amino acids. The record is from RefSeq and is a predicted model, not a curated record.